AUGAACCGAACGUUGUUCGCCAUCCUCUUGGCAAGUGUUACGCUUAUCACCUUGACCAAACAACAGAACUCGACGGUGUCCGAAGCUUUCAUAAGCUAUCACAUCGUUCCGGACAUUAUCAGUCAACCCCCCUACAACCUGGUAAAAGUAUCGUAUCCAUUGUCGGGCAUGGAAGUCAACCUCGGUAACGAGCUAACGCCGACGCAGGUCAAAAACCAACCCAUCGUAAGCUGGGAUACGGAACCGGGUGCGCUGUACACGCUGACCAUGACCGAUCCGGAUUCACCGUCCCCAGCGAAUCCCACGAAACGCGAAUACAGGCACUGGGUGGUGAUCAAUGUGCCUGGAGUGGAUGUGGCCGCUGGGGAGGCCGUUGUUGAGUACCUGGGUUCAGCGCCCCCGGAGAAUACGGGCUUUCAUCGGUACGUGUUCUUGUUGUACAAGCAGGGCGGAGGGAGGAUUGAGUGGUGUGACAAAAAGUUAAGCAAUCGCAACCCGAACCGCGGAAACUUCAACUCCACUAAAUUUGCCGAAAAAUAUUGCCUAGGUAAACCGAUUGCCGGAAACUUCUUCCUGGCUCAAUACGAUGACUACGUUCCACAGGUGCAAGCAUCGCUCACGGACACGGAAUAACGAUGGAUUGAUUGUCCUAUCUCUAUCACAACCUAGCGCUCAGCAAACAGAUAGGCACCCGGUGCAUUCCAUACACAAACACUAUAAUAAUGUUGCCGUCUAG
Aedes albopictus (Asian tiger mosquito) is the source of this 736-nucleotide messenger RNA. Its product is annotated as protein D3. NCBI's taxonomy places the organism in Eukaryota, Metazoa, Arthropoda, Insecta, Diptera, Culicidae. The record is from RefSeq and is a predicted model, not a curated record. The transcript has 2 exons. Bases 1 to 633 code for a protein of 210 amino acids.